This is a messenger RNA of Setaria italica (foxtail millet), 663 nucleotides long. Its product is annotated as putative F-box/LRR-repeat protein 23. Gene Ontology annotation, molecular function: protein binding. The record is from RefSeq and is a predicted model, not a curated record. The transcript has 3 exons. Bases 1 to 663 code for a protein of 220 amino acids. Lineage: Eukaryota; Viridiplantae; Streptophyta; Magnoliopsida; Poales; Poaceae.
AUGCCCUCCUCCUCCCCGCGGCGCUGCCGCGCGAAACCGGCCUCCGCUGGCGCCGCCGCGAGGGACUGGGCGGCGCUGCCCCGCGACAUCCUGUCCGCCGUUUUCCUCAGGCUGGGGCCCUGCCUCGAGAUCAUGCGGGGCGCGGAGCUCGCGUGCGCGGCGUGGCGGCGCGCCGCGGUCGGGGAUCCCGGCCUGUGGCGCCGCGUCGACAUCGACGUGGGCGCGCUGGCGUCCGCGGGCCUUCGCAAGGGGUGGGGCGCGAUGCUGCGCGCUGCCGUCGACCGCGGCGCCGGCCGAUGCGAGGCCUUCUCCGGACCAUGCGAUCAGGAGUUGCUGCUCUAUCUGAUUGAAAGAGCAAACUCUUUGAAGAACCUGCAUCUGUUAUGUCUAGAUGUACCCAACGAAGUAUUGAAGGUGGCAGUAAAGAAGUACCCACACCUCGAGGAUCUUGAACUUAAAUAUGUUAGUAGCCCCAGUGACAACAUGUUGAUAUCUUGUGACCUCACUACUGAAGGACUGGCAUCCAUCCUUGACAACUGCCCUCUACUGGAGUCUCUCCACAUUACUGGCUCUUUUAAAUACUAUGAGAUGGAUGACGAGCUACAGGCGAAAUGCACCAGAGUGAAGAACCUGACUAUUCCAAAAUACUCAAUUCAUGGCUAA